This is a messenger RNA of Lachancea meyersii CBS 8951, 936 nucleotides long. The record is from the annotation of a GenBank genome assembly. NCBI's taxonomy places the organism in Eukaryota, Fungi, Ascomycota, Saccharomycetes, Saccharomycetales, Saccharomycetaceae.
AUGACCUUAUCUUCAGACUCCAAAGAAAGUUUACCAGUGGUGAAGUGUGUGGCACGAGCCAGAAUCCCCACAACUACCGGCCCCGACAUCUUUCUACACCUAUACGCAAAUGACAGAGACAAUAAGGAACACUUGGCCAUAGUGUUUGGAGAAGACAUACGUUCCAGAACACUAUUCCAACGCAGGAAGGGUGAAACACAACAAGACAGAAUGGUGAGGGGCGCUUAUGUGGGAAAACUUUUCCCGGGUAGAACAAUGGCUGACUCUGACGAGAAUCUGGGAUUGUCGUUGAAGUUCGACGAAACCACAGGAGCACUCCAAGUCGACCCCAAAACCACAUGGCACGACCAGAAAACGCUGGUGCGUGUCCAUUCGGAGUGCUAUACCGGAGAAACUGCAUGGAGUGCACGCUGCGACUGUGGCGAGCAGUUUGACCAUGCGGGUAAACUCAUGGGCGUGGAACGCGAAGGCGACAUAAUAGGCGGUGCUGGUCGCGGUGUGAUCGUAUACUUGAGGCAGGAAGGCCGUGGCAUCGGCCUGGGAGAAAAACUGAAGGCAUACAAUCUCCAGGAUCUGGGCGCCGACACGGUGCAGGCCAACCUGAUCCUUAAACACCCAGCAGACGGACGUGAUUUCUCGCUGGGGCGUGCUAUUCUGCUGGAUUUGGGCAUCUCCAAGGUACGGCUGUUGACGAACAACCCAGAUAAGGUUAGCCAAGCGGAAUACCCUCCUCACCUACACUGUGUGGAAAGAGUACCCAUGGUGCCGCUUUCUUGGACAAGCGAGAACGAAGGAAUUCACUCUUCGGAAAUCGAAGGCUAUCUGAGAACAAAAGUGGAGAGGAUGGGUCAUUUGUUGCAGCGGCCACUAAAACUGCAUUCACAUGCUACAAAGCCUAGCAGCUCAGCAACGAUGACAACACACACGCUUGUGUAG